Molecule: messenger RNA, 5628 nt
Organism: Magallana angulata
Lineage: Eukaryota; Metazoa; Mollusca; Bivalvia; Ostreida; Ostreidae
Exons: 3
Coding region: 1003-5628 (1541 amino acids)
Source: RefSeq, a predicted model, not a curated record
UCACCGGAAUUUACGGUGCCGGUCAGUUUUGGGUUUCUAAUUUACUUGGUGAUAAUUACAUCCGGUAAGCUGUUUCUGGGAGACAUUAUUUCCCGCGCGUCUGGGACGCACAGAUCCAUUUUGAAGACCCUCUACAGCGUCAGGGACGCUUCGUCAUCCAUAUUUUCGUGGUGCAAAGGCGCAACGAUGUAUGUCUUUUUUCUUACAUCUACAUAUUUGUAAUAUUUUCUGAUUAUUUAUUUAAAACUUCAUUCGAGAUUUUUGGCAAGUGUGUAUGAAAGUGCAGUGUGUGAUAAAUUUUUCUAAUUAUAUUAGGUAUAGUAAGAAUGUCUAUAUGUUGUUAAAUUUCAGUUGUUACCGUAAAUUUCCUGCUAUAUUGGCUGAAUAAAGAAUGUAAAAAGCUGGGCGUUUUACUUCAACGUAGAAAAUGGGCCUGUGGCAGAACAGUAACAAAUCGUUUUGUUUACCACCUCAACCAUUCUGAGAGUCGAUUGCAACCUAUCCUGGGGAUAAGACGACUUUCUGGUGGACAGCAGAUUCCUGUGAAGCUGGGAUUUCCAACCAACUACCCCCCCCCCCCCCCCCCAUUUUGGUCCAUACCUUCGCUGGAGGAUUUUUCGUGGUAUUUGUGGUGCAUGGUGUUCCUGGACAUUGUGUGUAUAUGUGCAAACACUAGUGACAUAUCGGUAACUUUAUAUCAAAUAAUAUGUUGACAUUAUUUGAAAUGAACAAUAGUACAGAUAUUAUAGAUUGAUCAUGAUCAUAUGCUAUGUCAAAUAUUUUUUCUGGUCAAUUGGUGUUGAAUAUUUUCUCAAUACCAGAUAACAUCAGUACUUCGAAAGGAAGCAUUAAUUUUCACGUAUUUGUGGUGUGCAUGUGAAUUUGAAAGUUAAUUGUGCAUUUUUUCUCAUCUAACAUGUCUAAUGCCAUUUUUAGCAUGUGUAUAUAUUUUCAAAAUUUCAUGGCAUAAUUUCAUGUGAAAAUCACUACAGUAUUAUCAGUAUGGCAUCUGGUGGAAAACCCAUACCCAUAGUUGACGAGGAGGAAAGUGAAGAGGAGACUGUUCUUUCAGAGGAAGAACCAAGAUUUCGUAAACGUUCUGACAUCAUAGAUCAGCUCAUGAACCGUAUUGAGGACGCCCUUCUGGACGCAGCAGACACCAUAUCACGAGCAAGUGGUUCCGAAGGAUCCCGAUCACAGAGUAGAAGUUCUGUCAGUGAAAUGUCAAAGUCUCGUGUUCUGUUAAGACAGAAGGCAGAAGCAGAAAAGGCUAAAUUAGCUUUCAUCAGACAGCAAGUUGACCUUCAAACCGAGAAGUCAAAAAUUGAAGGACAAAUACAAAUUCUGAAUCAAACGUGUUCAGCAGCAAUCGCGGAUGCAGAAGCCAAAGUGUUCGAAAGAGAAGAAAGUGAAACCAAAAGUGAAAGAAAUUCCAUCUUAGAUGAACUACCCAAAGACAGAGGUCAGCGUGUUGCAGAUUAUGUGGAAAGUAUUUCUCGAGAUCAAGAAUCAAGUGUUAGAUCACAUGUGAACCCAAAAAUCGUUCAACCAAUUCCCUCAAGUUAUAACUUUGAUGUUCCUUUAACUCGACCAAAGGAGGAUUCAGUGGAAACUGUGACUAAAUUCUUGUUAAGGAAGGAAGUGUUGUUAUCCCGGUUUAGUAACUUUAAUGAUGAACCAGAGGCUUACAACGCAUGGAAACUAAACUUUACCUCAAUCAUAAAGGACCUGCAGAUUUCAGAAUUCGAGGAACUUCAGUUACUUGUGAGAUGGCUAGGACCGGAGUCCUCUAAACAUGCAGCGGACAUCCAACAAGCAAACGCCGGAAAUCCUGGAAGGGGACUACGUCAGAUUUGGGCAAGAUUAGAUGAGAGAUAUGGGGCAAUCGAACUCAUCGAUGAUUCAUUAAAAUCGAAGUUGGCCGCUUUUCCGCAACUUAUGAUAAAGGACCCUAAAGAACUUUACAAACUGUCUGAUCUACUGACACAAGUGGAUGGUGUGAAGAAAAACCCUAAAUAUUCAGCAGCAUUAUCCUAUUAUGACACCUCUCUUGGAAUUGCACCAAUAGUAAGCAAACUUCCGUAUCAAUGGAGAGAAAAAUGGAUCAACAGGGCCUCGGAAUAUAAGGAGCGUCACAGUGUUCCAUACCCACCAUUUACAUACUUUGUGAAAUUUAUACAAGACUUAUGUCGUGUGAGAAAUGACCCUGGAUUUCAGUUCAGUGAACCAACAAAGAAAGAGACUAAAACCAAAAACACUGGACAGAUUCGUUCAAGAAAAACUGAUGUUAAGCCUAGCAAGUCAACAGGACAAAGGAAAUCAUGCUUUUUAGAACAUAGAGUUGAAUCCAAUCAUAAUAUCAAAGACUGUCGCAAGUUUCGUACCCUUCCGAUCGGUUCAAGGAAAAAGCUUCUCAAGGAAAAUGGAAUUUGCUUUAGAUGUUGUGAUUCCAAAGAACACUUAGCAAGAGACUGUAAUGUGAAAUUAAAGUGUGACAUGUGUCAAAGUGACAGACAUUGUGGUGCCUUACAUGUUAACAGUUCCCAGGGCGGGGAGGAUAAGGAAAAUUCGCAUGGCGGGGAGAACAGAAUAUCAUCUUUUACAACUAACUGUACUCAAGUCUGCUCACCCGCAUUCAGUGGCAAAUCUUGUGCAAAGAUUAUUUUAGUGAACAUUUUUCCAGUUGGCCGUGAAGAUUUAAAGAAAAGAGCAUAUGUGAUUCUCGACGACCAAAGCAGCAGGACACUUGCGAAGUCAUCAUUCUUUGACAAGUUUGGAAUCAAGGGACAAGAAAUUUCAUAUACAUUGUCAUCAUGCAGUGGUUCGGCCAUGGUCUCCGGGAGACAAGCCUUUGAUUUCGUUGUAUCUUCAAUACAGAGUGGCGAACAAAUAUAUUUACCAUCAAUUAUUGAAUGUGAUGACAUCCCUGUUUCAUAUGAGGAGAUUCCAACCCCAGCUGUAGUUAAACCAUACAAACAUUUAUCAGACUUGGAGUCUGAGAUCCCACCAAUAGACGAUAAAGCAGAAGUGAUUCUUAUUGGACGGGAUGUUCCCAGUGCUCAUCAUGUGCUGGAACAAAAGAUUGAUAAACCAAACCUACCUUUCGCACAGCGACUUCCCUUAGGCUGGGCCGUUAUAGGAGAAUGUUGCCUAGGUAGAGUACACAGACCUCAACAUGUGGUUGUGAACAAGACUCAGAUUUUACCGUCUGGACGAGGAACUCAUUUUACCCCAUGUUCAUCAAAUCUGAGAAUUUCAACAUAUCAAGAUGAUACAGACAUUCAGUGUUCGUGUGAGAAUGGAAUUCAGCUUUCUCAGAUCUUUGAACGCACCAAAGACGAUAACAUUCCAGGAAUGUCAAUCGAGGACAGAGAAUUCUUAGAAAUCAUGAAGGAAAAGUGUCAUAAAGAUGAGAAAGGACAUUGGUCAGCUCCGUUACCAUUCAAGUUAAACAGAAAUAGACUACCUAACAACAGAGAACAAGCGUUGAAAAGGACUUAUUCACUGCUGAAAACUUUUAAGCGUGAUCCUGUGAAAAUGAACUUAGCCAUAAAGUUUAUGGAAAAUGUGUUUAAUAAUGGAUUUGCAGAGGAAGCUCCAGAGGUCCAAGAGGGAGAAGAAUGUUGGUAUCUUCCCAUAUUCCCAGUAUUCCAUCCAAAAAAGCCCAACAAGGUCCGUAUGGUUUUUGACUCUUCAGCCAUUUAUCAAGGACAUUCCUUGAACUCUUCCUUACUUCAAGGACCAGAUCUUACUAACAAUCUACUCGGCGUACUUUUGCGUUUUCGUAAGGAGCGUGUCGCCAUCACUGGAGAUAUAGAACAGAUGUUUCAUAUGUUUCACAUUGAUGAAGAACACAGAAAUUUCGUUCGUUUCAUAUGGUUUAGAGACAAUGAUCCUACCAAGUCUCUUCAAGACUACAGAAUGUGUGUACAUCUAUUCGGGAAUUCACCGUCACCCGCUGUCGCCACAUAUUGUCUCCACAAAUGUGUAGAAGAACCUUGUGAUAGUGAUGUGAAAUAUUAUGUUACAAGAAACUUCUAUGUUGAUGAUGGACUGUCGUCUUACGAUACAGACAAUGAAGCUUUAGAUAUUUUGUUAAGAACACAGAAAAUUCUAAGAGAUAGAGGUAAAAUUAGAUUUCACAAAUUUGCCUCCAACAGCCAAAUUGUUAUGGAUGCUUUGCCACCAGAGGAUAGAGCAAAGGAUUUAAGCGAUGUACAUUUAGAUCUACAUACAACUCCUGCACAGAGUAGUUUGGGCUUAAUCUGGAAUUUAUCACUAGAUGCUUUCAUCUUCUCAACAGAUCUCAAAGAUGUACCAGAAACAAAGCGUGGUGUGCUAUCUUGUUUACAUAGCCUGUACGAUCCUAUAGGAUUCCUGUCACCUGUCAUUUUGGCUGGAAAAUUUAUUUUUCGUGACAUUACACAGUUACAACUUGGAUGGGACGAUCCUCUUCCUAGAGACAUAAUCCUGCGUUGGCGGUCAUGGCGAAGCUCUCUUCAUCACCUAUGCGAUGUGAAGAUACCUAGGCGAUAUGUUGCAGUAUCUAUGAAGAAUGCUGAAAAGAUCGAGCUCCACACCUUUGCGGAUGCAUCUGAAAAAGCUAUAUCUGCUGUUACCUACAUCAAAGUUACAAACACGGGAGAAACCUACAUAGGAUUUGUAACCGGAAAAUCUAAACUAGCUCCUCACCAUGGACAUACAGUUCCAAGGUUAGAACUAUGCGCAGCUCUUCUUGCAACAGAAAUUGCUUCAUUUGUUGAGCGUCAACUUGAUACACAGAUUCAUGAUAUGCAGUUCUACUCUGACAGUCGUGUCGUAUUAGGAUACUUAUAUAACAAGACCAGACGAUUUCACACGUACGUGUCAAACCGAGUCCAACGGAUACUUACAAAUUCAAAAUCAGAACAGUGGACCUUUGUGAAAUCAGACCAGAAUCCAGCUGAUAUAGGAACACGUUCUGUUUUUGCAAACGAACUUGCAACAUCUGUGUGGUUAACUGGGCCAAAGAUUAUUUUGGAUCAUAAUCAACAAGAUUAUUCAAAAUACCCGUUAUUGGACCCUGAUAAUGACUGUGAAAUUAGAAGGACUGUCACUGUAGUUAAGACAAGUGUACUUCAUGGAUUGAACUCAAAUGUGUUCACAAGAUUUUCUACCUGGGAUUCUCUAAUUCGUGGACUAUCAUUCAUGCGUAGUGUUAUUCGCCAGAAAAUCAACCUUGAAAAGCUCAGUCAAACAAAGCUUUACCAAAGUAUGGAGAAGAUUGUUAUCAAAAGUGUACAGUUUGAAGCUUAUGGACAGGAUAUAGAAAGACUUAAGGAGCACAAACCAGUCACCAAAGGUAGUCCGCUACAAAAACUUGACCCUUAUCUGGAUAACGAAGGUCUGCUACGUGUAGGAGGCAGAAUUCUCACCGGAGAUGUACUGGCUGGAUCCAACGGACCUAUUAUUGUUCCGAAAAAGUCACAUGUGGCAAGAUUGCUUAUAAAGCACCAUCAUCAGAAAUGUAAACAUCAGGGACGUCACCUAACUGAAGAAAGUUACGACGUAAACUUGAAACACAGAAAAUGGGAAAUAUACCUGACUUUCGAUGCAAGCCAUCACCACCGUUCACGUAUGUGGGAGUAG